AUGGGUCGGGAAAAUAGCUCGGAUGUGAUAUUUGCCAUCUUGGUGAACGGGACCGAGCCGUUGAGCGGAAACUUGUCGAAUAUGUCGAUGCACGAGCAUGGGACACCUGGCGAGAGAUCAUUGCUUGAAAAUUGGGUCUACCUCAUCCUAAUGCCAAUCGUCUGCAUCUGGGGAAUCGUCGCUGCCCUCCUUUGCAUAGUUGUGUUUACUCGGCCUCGGAUGCGAUCUUCGCUGAACCUCUACCUGGCCGGACUCUCGGUCUUCGACUUUUUGGUACUUUUAAGCAGCCUGUUGACGUACCCCUCCCUUCAACUAUGCGUCGUCAACGACCAUUCAACCGAUUCAUUAUCGUGCCAAUUCUUCUGGAAAUCGGCCCUUCUCACGCUGCCGCUUUCCAAUAUAUUCCAGGCGGGCUCAGUUUGGACAUGCGUUGCCGUGACCGUGGAUCGGUUCCUCGCUGUCAACUAUCCGCUUCAUUCAAAAAUCUGGUGCACUCCGAAGAGGGCAGUUGUCAUCAUGGGUGCCUUGACAACGUUCAUAUUUUUUUAUAAGAUCCCACAAUUCUUCGAACUUGUCCUGGAUGAAGAUGGCAGACUUGGAGCAUCCGAAAUGAGGCAAAACGACUACUACAAAAUGUGGUACACCAACUAUUCCUAUCUGGCCAUUGUUGUCCUCAUUCCAUGGAUGAUCAUGAUCGUCCUCAACACAAAAGUAGUCCUCACCGUGCACCAGGCCUACAAAAUCCGCAAAAAUCUCAACUCGAACACUGCCGGACGGGAGGAACGCGACCGAAGAUGUACGCUGAUGGCGGUGGUCAUGAUCAUGACCUUCAUCUUUUUCAACAUCCUCUCCACCCUCGUCAACUUUAUGGAGACGUUCGAGUUUGGGCAGUCGUUCCGGACGCAGUUGACGGUUGUUGGGAAUUUUUUGGUGUGCUUGAACAGUGCCUCAAACAUCAUCGUAUAUUCGCUCUUCGGCCGAAGAUUCCGUCAAAUGUGUCUAAAAAUGCUUUGCGGCCGUAUGCGUAGAUUCCCUAUUACUCACGCGGUGAUCUCGGAAUGGGAGCGGGAUACAAUGACGCGCCGGACCUCAGUUGAACCCAGCAUUGCUAUGAUGAGCGCACGGGGCUCUCGCCGCUACAGCAAGCGAAUAUCGCUUCGUAUGUUGGAUGGGCCGUCAGCUGUGAUCACAGAGAAAAGGGCGUCCUUCAACCGGCUACUCCCCGAAGCACGACCACGC
This is a messenger RNA of Mesorhabditis spiculigera, 1239 nucleotides long. NCBI's taxonomy places the organism in Eukaryota, Metazoa, Nematoda, Chromadorea, Rhabditida, Rhabditidae. The record is from the annotation of a GenBank genome assembly.